GCUGUGGAUCCCGCGCUCCGAUGGUGGCUACAAGUUACGGUGCAUCGGACGGUUAGCUCGCAAAGAUCGCUCAACCUCCAUCGAGAGGAGCAAAGCCAGGAAUCGUGCGCGUACAAUCAUCAUCGUUCCGCUUGAUAGUAAUCCAUCUUCAUCUGCUGCUACUGCUGAUACUGGAAGCUAACAGGCUCCAAAUCAGUCUCAAUUAGAUAGCUCGAAUUCCCGCUUCUGUUGGUCUGUGUUCCGCUGUGGAAUUUAACUCGUUUAGGCGAAAGCGAAAGCGCGGCGUUUAGGCCAUCGUGUGCGCGUGAGUGAGUGUGUCUGUGCGUGCACGUGCCGUGCGGUUGAACGCAGUUAUAUGGCUAAGAAGGUGCUGGUAAUCGGUUCCGGUGGCCGUGAGCAUGCGAUCUGCUGGAAAUUGUCCCGUAGCGAACAUGUUAGCACGGUGUACGCCUUACCAGGCAGCCCCGGGAUCUGCUCCGUUCCGAAAGUUCAACUCGUGACCGAUGUGAACGUUAAGGACUUUACGGCGAUCGUGCGUUGGUGUAAGCAGAUUAGUAUCGAUCUGGUUGUGGUUGGUCCGGAAGAUCCGCUUGCCGAUGGGUUGGGCGAUGAGCUGCGUCAAGCCGGCGUUCGCUGUUUCGGCCCGGGUAAACGCGGCGCUCGGAUUGAGGCGGACAAAAAUUGGUCCAAGGACUUUAUGCACCGCCACGGCAUACCGACUGCCCGGUACGCCUCGUUUACGAAUCCUGACGAAGCGAAAGCGUUUAUCCGAUCGGCACCGUACGCGGCGCUGGUCGUGAAGGCCAGCGGGCUAGCGGCCGGUAAAGGCGUUAUCGUGGCCGAUACGAUCGAGCAGGCGUGUGCAGCCGUCGACGAGAUACUGGGUGAUCGCCGGUUCGGGGCAGCCGGUGAGGUCGUGGUGGUUGAGGAAUUACUAACCGGGGAAGAGGUAUCCGUACUGGCAUUCGUCGAUUCACGCACCGUACGCGUCAUGCUACCGGCUCAGGAUCAUAAGCGUUUGCAGGAUCAGGAUCAAGGACCUAACACGGGUGGAAUGGGUGCGUACUGUCCCUGUCCACUGAUCAAACCGACCGAACUGGAGCUCGUCGUACGGGAGGUACUGCAGCGAGCCGUCGAUGGGUUGCGCAAGGAAGGCAUUCCGUACCAGGGUGUCCUGUACGCCGGGAUGAUGCUGACGCCGGAUGGACCGAAAACGCUGGAGUUUAACUGCCGCUUUGGUGAUCCGGAGACUCAGGUCAUACUGCCACUGCUCGUCUCCGAUCUGUACCAGGUGAUGGUGGCCACGUGCGAGGAACGAUUGCACGAGGUGCAGCUUCAGUUCAGGCCGGCAUGCAGCGCCGUCGGUGUUGUAAUGGCCAGCAAGGGCUAUCCGGAAACCUCGACCAAGGGAUGCGUUAUCAAAGGUCUCGCUGAGGUAUCAGCUCGACCGGAUCAUCUAGUGUUUCACAGUGGUGUCGCACGUAACGAUCGAGGCGAUUUCGUCACUAACGGUGGCCGAGUGCUGAUCGGUGUGGUGCUGGAUAGUGAUCUCAAGCGUGCCGCUGCCUUGGCGACAGACGCCUGCAGCACGAUCCAAUUCGAUGGAUCGCAGCAUCGCCGGGACAUUGCGCAGAAAGCAUUUAAACACCUCAGCCUGUCCUAUAAGGCGAGCGGUGUCGACAUUGACGCUGGUGAUGCGCUAGUGCAGCGCAUUAAACCAUUGGCCCGGGGAACGAAUCGUCCUGGGGUGAUCGGUGGUUUGGGCGGAUUCGGUGGACUGUUUCGUUUGAAUGAUGUAACAUACAAGGAUCGAACGGGCAAGGAGGUACGGUACAGCGAUCCCGUGCUCGUACAGGGUACUGAUGGCGUUGGGACGAAGCUUAAGCUAGCCGAAGCUCUUAACUGUUGGGACACGAUCGGUGUCGAUCUUGUGGCCAUGUGUGCGAACGAUGUGCUGUGUGCUGGCGCGGAACCGCUCGCCUUCCUUGAUUACAUUGCCUGUGGCCGGCUGGAUGUGCCGACGGCUGCAAUGAUCGUCAAAGGCAUUGCGGAAGGAUGUCGAGAGACACACUGCGCACUGCUCGGUGGUGAAACGGCUGAAAUGCCAUCCAUGUACGCACCGGGCAAGUACGAUUUGGCCGGAUACUGUGUUGGCGUGGCCGAGCAUGGGCAGCUGCUACCAAGGAUCGAGCAGAUCCGUGAAGGUGAUCUCGUCAUCGGGCUUCCCUCCAGCGGUGUGCACAGCAAUGGGUUCAGCUUGGUUAAUCGCAUUCUCGAGCACACCGCGACAAAGCUGCAAGAUCGUGCUCCAUUCUCGGAGGAUGGUUGCAGUAGCUUCGGCGAUGAGCUGCUCACUCCGACUCGCCUCUACGUAGCCCCAUUAUUACCGAUGCUUCGCCAGGAAGGCGAAGCGGUGCGUGCGCUAGCUCACAUAACCGGCGGUGGAUUGACGGAGAAUGUGCCACGUGUUCUGCCGGAAGGGUUGGCGGUCGAGCUGGACUUUAGCGGUGUAUCGGUUCCACCUAUCUUUGGAUGGCUGGCGGCAAAGGGUAACGUAAGCGAGCCUGAAAUGCUGCGAACGUUCAACUGUGGUGUCGGCAUGGUGGUGAUCGUGGCUGGUGAUGGUGAUCAGGCUGGUUGGCGUAAGCAUCUGCUAUCACACGGGGCGGUACAGCUUGGUAAGGUCGUCAGCCGACGAUCGGGCGGCGCAAGCAAACAGGUGAUUGUACACAACUUUAAGCAGGCGCUGGAGCGCGUUGCGGCUCCGUAUCGAGGGGCAGAGACCAAAACGUCCAUUUCGUACAAAGACAGUGGCGUCGACAUCGGAGCCGGUGAUGAGCUGGUGCGCCGUAUUAAACCGCACGCCAAAUCGACCAACCGACCGGGCGUGAUGGGCGGUCUUGGAGGGUUCGGUGGACUGUUCCGGUUGCGUGACGCCGUUAGCCUAGCGGAUCCCAUCCUGGUGCUCGGUACGGAUGGUGUCGGAACGAAGCUGAAGAUCGCGCAGGCGGCAAACCUACACCACACGAUCGGUAUCGAUCUCGUAGCGAUGUGCGUGAACGAUAUCAUCUGCAACGGUGCCGAUCCGUGCUCGUUCCUCGAUUAUUACGCUUGUGGUCGCCUCGAUGUACCGGUGGCCGAGCAGGUGAUCCAGGGCAUUGCCGAAGGAUGUCGCCAAGCGGGCAGUGCUCUACUCGGUGGUGAAACAGCAGAAAUGCCAGGAAUGUACGCACCCGGUGUGUACGAUCUGGCCGGUUUCUCUCUUGGAGUGGUCGAUCACCGACACAUGCUUCCACGGAUCGACGGCAUCCAACCGGGCGAUGCUCUGAUCGGACUGCCCUCGAGUGGACUUCACAGCAAUGGGUUCAGCUUGGUACACAAAAUCCUGGAACACGCCGGAGGAUUGCGGUAUCAGGAUGUGGCUCCUUUCAGUGCAACCGGUCGCAGUUUCGCCGAGGAACUGCUCGUACCGACGAAGAUCUACGUACGGGAGCUGCGGUCCCUGAUCGCUGCCGGUGGCUGCGUGAAGGCAUUGGCACAUAUUACCGGCGGUGGACUAACGGAGAACCUUCCCCGUGUGCUGCCAGCAGAUAUGGCCGCGUUCCUCAACUUGGCCGAUCUUCACAUUCCACCCAUCUUCGGAUGGUUAGCGAGGGCAGGCAAUGUUCAGGCAGAAGAGAUGUUACGUACUUUCAACUGUGGCAUAGGAAUGGUCCUAGUGGUAGCACCGGAACACGAGCCAACCGUGCUCGAACAGCUACGCGACGUUGGUGGACAAUCGCUCGGAAGAGUGGUGAAGCGUGACACUUCGGCAACUGGAGCAGCAUCCCGUGUAAUCGUUCGUGACUUUGAACAGACUCUCCUGACGGCACAACGCACCUGCACCCUACCAGUGAAGCGCAUCGCGGUGCUCAUCUCUGGCACUGGAAGCAAUCUUCAGGCAUUGAUCGAUGCGACGCGCAGCACCACGUCCGGCAUAAGGGGCGAGAUUGUGCUCGUUAUUUCGAACAAGGCGGGUGUGCUCGGACUGGAACGGGCGGCUAUGGCUAAUAUCCCAUCAAAGGUGAUCCUCCAUCGGGAGUACGACACACGGGAGCAGUUCGACGAAGCCGUUUCGAAGGCCCUGGAAGCUGAUCGUAUUGAACUGGUGUGUCUGGCCGGAUUUAUGCGCAUCCUUUCGGCCGACUUCGUACGCCGUUGGGCGGGCCGGUUAAUCAACAUUCACCCUGCGCUGCUGCCAAAACAUAAGGGAACCCACGCACAACGGCAAGCACUCGAAGCGGGUGAUCUGGAGUCGGGCUGUACGGUGCACUUCGUCGAUGAAGGUGUCGAUACCGGGGCCAUUAUCCUGCAGGAGCGUGUACCGGUGUUGGCCGGUGAUACGGAACAAACGCUCACCGAACGUAUUCAUCGGGCAGAACACCGAGCAUACCCGAGAGCCUUACGUCUGGUAGCUAACGGGCUCGUCCAGCUUCAGCGCAGCACCUAAAGCCGAUCGUCGUCGUCAUCAUGCCGUGACAUGCCACACUACUAGCUGUUGUAGCCAAUGGAAACCAACAACGUGUGCCAUGGAUUUGUUGUUUUCAUUUUUCCUUUUUACUCAUUUCAUUCGUUACGUUUAACCGAAUUGCUAACCAAACAGUGAACCAAUAAAACCAAGAAGACUAGA
Anopheles darlingi is the source of this 4669-nucleotide messenger RNA. It is a transcript of the gene Gart, whose product is annotated as trifunctional purine biosynthetic protein adenosine-3. Gene Ontology annotation, cellular component: cytosol. The coding region runs from base 356 to 4489 and encodes 1377 amino acids. Gene Ontology annotation, biological process: adenine biosynthetic process; 'de novo' IMP biosynthetic process. The record is from RefSeq and is a predicted model, not a curated record. The transcript has 6 exons. Lineage: Eukaryota; Metazoa; Arthropoda; Insecta; Diptera; Culicidae. Gene Ontology annotation, molecular function: metal ion binding; phosphoribosylglycinamide formyltransferase activity; ATP binding.